This is a messenger RNA of Eurytemora carolleeae, 1550 nucleotides long. Its product is annotated as zinc finger protein ubi-d4 A. The coding region runs from base 56 to 1240 and encodes 394 amino acids. Lineage: Eukaryota; Metazoa; Arthropoda; Copepoda; Calanoida; Temoridae. The transcript is spliced from 10 exons. The record is from RefSeq and is a predicted model, not a curated record.
UGUAAAUGGCGCAUUUUCUGAUGUUUUCUUAUUUUUCUACUAAUUUCAGACAGGAAUGGGUUUGGAGAUAAAUAUAAACGAUGAGUCGGCUCGUAGAGUUGACAAGUUCCUUGUGACGAACAAGUACAAGGAGCUGGCCGAGAACGCGAUGUCGUUCAACAGGAAGCUGAACGAGGAGAGGAAGAUGAGGAUACCAUAUGUCGACGGACAGACCGGAGUGGCGCAGCGCCAUUACGAUAUGAUGCGUAAGUGUCGUGAGCGAAUGCCUGGUCGUCGUGAGGGCCAGAUCCUCUCCUAUCCGCAGCGUAAAUGGGUGAAGAAACGGUAUCAGUAUCUUCAGCACUUUUUGCUACCUAAGCAUCUACGAUAUAUCGCAGAAUCGGCGCCAAGUCUCGGCGAAACACCAGUUAUCGGGGAGGCGCCGGUAUUCGUUCCCGAGGAGAUGUCCCACCCUAUGAUGAGUAAAGACUCCUGGGAGUACUACGACGACGAAGCCUACGCAAUGCAGGAGCCGAUCGGUUCCGAACCCGAGAGUGAUUCAGAUUUUGAGUAUGAGAGUGGGAGAGGGAAGAAAGGAAAAGGAAAGAAGGGAAGUAUGGGGAAAAGUAAAAUGGGAAUGAGUAAAUCUAAUAAAAAGAGAAGUUUUGACGAAGAAAGAACACCGACUCAAGACAGAUCUAGUCGGUCAGCCCGGAGAAGUGUCGGAGGACCUCCUCCUCAACCUCCCCAUCCAUCCGCUCAUCACCCUCCUCCUCCUCCACCUCCUCAACAUCAUCCACUGAAUCAGCAACAAACACCGCCACAGCAACAGAAUUCAGCUGCAUCUACACCACCGGAGGAUCUCUACGAGCCGACACCAGUCGUUAUCAAUCCUAAACCUAAGGCAGAUUCAUCCGUCUACUGUGAUUUCUGUCUCGGGGAUACAGUGAUGAACAAGAAGACCGGAGGACCAGAGGAGCUUAUUGCCUGCUCCAUCUGUGGUCGUGCAGGGCACCCUAGCUGUCUACAGUUUACUAAGAAUAUUAUAUUCAGGAUGGUAAGUGUAAGUAAGUAUCCCUGGCAAUGUAUCGAGUGUAAGUCCUGUACUCUCUGCGGCACCUCGGAGAACGACGACAAACUGCUCUUCUGCGACGACUGCGACCGUGGUUAUCACAUGUACUGCUUGGUUCCUCCGAUGAAGGAUGCUCCUGAGGGCUCCUGGAGCUGCUCGAUUUGUAUCGAAACCUUCCACAAGAAGUAAACACAUCAUGGCACCUAAGAUAGAACCCGGAGAAGGUUUGACCUCAUUCUAAUCAAAUCAACCCCCUUGGCUAGUGGCUAUUUUGAAUUCAACUUAGAUAAGGAUAAAUAUGAACCUCAAACGUUAUCCUGGAUUGAACCCGGAGAAUGUUGAACCUGAACCUAAGCCGCUCCAAGAUAUCUCGGAGAUGUCUGAUCUUUAACCUGACAUUGAACCUGUUUCUAUUCUCUGUGUGGUAGAAAAAUAUUGUUCAAGUUUUGACCAGAACCUUGUUUUUUAAUCGUUACUAGAUAUUUUUUGUUUAGUUAAA